GACUGCAGCCUUUGUUAUUGUCUUUGAUUUUGAGCUAUUAACAAUGGGCUCUAUGGCUUCCAUGUUGGAAAACCAGAAGGCCUUAUUGCCUGUAAAACCAUACAAUAUUAUGAAUGAUCACUUACAUUAUGGCCCUGGUCCCAGAAAGCAGUUCAUUCACAAAACCAUUCCACACAGUUUUUCCACUGUAUAUUUUAAUGCUGCUACAAGUGUCUUCCUGGGCUGACUUUGUGACAGAUAAAAUCCUAUGUACUGAAGCAUUUGUUUCAGUAAAGUGCCUUUUCUCAUUUUGGGGUGGGUGCCUUUCCCUUUGUUAAUAACAUUAUAUAUAUAUAAUAUAGAGCUUGGUUAUUGAUGUAUAAUAUCCACAUAGCUUAGGUAAAGGUUAGGGUUGUCUUGUAUUUCAAAUUUGAUCUGUACACUUGUUAAUUGUUGUGAGCCAUGCAAACAAAAGAACUGUUAUUUGAAAGCCUUGCUGUGAUGUGAUUCUAAGGCCAGCUGGUAUGAGCUGCUGCUACUAGAUCUGUUUAUUUUAAAAAUAUUUAUUUCCCAUCUUUCUAGGCAAAAGAGAGAUUCAAGGCAGGUUCCCAAAAUAGCAAAAAUAGUCCAACAUUUAUUAACAUUAAAGGAUAUGUAAAGAAGAAAUACUGAAAAGUAAGCCAACAAUAUUGAUAGCUGAAAUAGCAUAAUAAUCUCACCUCAAAAACUUGGCAGAACAAAGGUAUUUAGGAUUGGUCUUAAACAUCUGGAAUGAGUGUAUAAGAUGUUUCAUAGCACCUACUGCACCAUUCCAGUGCCGUGAUCUGUAAUACUCUGUUGCCAUUUCAGGCCUGUUUCUCUAUAUUCUUUGCCUUUCUAUGGUUCAGUGUGCCCAGAGCAUAACUGAUCAGAACUUAUUAUUUACAAAGUUUUAGGUGUUGCUGCCAAGUACUCAUAGUGUAGGUAUUUGCAGAAAGAGCUGUGCGCUACUGCUUAUCACGCUUUAUCCAGCUGGAAGUGGAGGGCCAGUGCUGAGUCUUGGACUCAAACAGUUGAGGGUUCAAAAUGGAUUUAGUGUAAGGGCCCUCAGCUCUUUUUAAUUUGCCUCUGACAGCUGUAGUUAUUUCAAGCUGUUGCAGCUAUGCAUGUAUAUGUAUAUAGGAUCAGGUUGACAGGUUAACUGCAUUUUGGCAAGUGUCUGAAUAAUAAAUAUAUCUCUGCAUAAUGUCUGUUACAUUAAAAAUACAUUCUCAGUUUUAAGCAACCAUUUUUAGAUUGAAAAAAGGAGCAGAUUGGAUAUAGUAAUUUAUUUUGUCAAUAAACUAUUUUAAUGCCUGUUCCUUUUGGAACUUGAUUGAUUGGUUGCUACCCCCUUACUGUGCUAUAACCCAACAUGAGAAAUGAAUGGGGAUUAAAUGUUGAGCUGUAAAUCUCCUGUUGACAGAAAGGAGCGAAAAAUAAUGGAAGAGAGUUACCUCUCAGAAAUCAGUGGUUUCUGAUCAGAAACAUGCUUCUGAGUUUUUCUACUAGGCUACCACACCCUUGCUUCCUAUCUAGCUAUUAUUUGGCUCUGUGUAGAGACUUAAAUAUCAUUUAUGAUAAUAACCAUGUAAAGAAUACUUUCAGUAGAAAUACCACCUUUAUUAGAUUUAUGUUCUACAUUGAUACGUAUUUUAGUUAAAUCCCGACUGCAGUUUGUAAAUCCUGAUGUUGCCUAUCCCAAACUACCAAAAAUAAACAUGAAUAACAAAUCCAGUUUCUGGAAGAUGCUUUGACUUUGAUUUUCCUGGGAAAUGAAGUUCUAAAGUUCAGGGAAAACGCCUGUGUAUGCUAGUUCUGAUUUAUUGCAUGGGUGGUAAAUAUAAGAUUGUGUUACUAGAUGCUCUUAAGCUUAAAUGAAAUACAGAGAUGGGCCAUGUAGGGCUUUCUCGGUCAUUAUCAGUGCCCUGAACUAAGCAUUGAAGUAGUGGUGUCAUGAGUUUUCAAGCAAAGACUCAAGCACGAUCAGGCAAGAACAUCCUUGCUUGAAACCCCAAACAAACAAAACGCUACUCUCAUCAAUCCUAUGGGCAUCUCCUUCCCAAAGGUCCAGAAACUUACUUUGGGGCAGAGGAAAUGCUGGCAGAUGCUCCGCUCCCAGAAUCCUUGGCAGGAAAUAAAUGCUAUAUUCACCAUUUCUUCUAAGGAGAACACCCCAAAGGGCUUUCCCUUGUGGAAAUAAUGUGGAGAUUGUAAUUUUCCUGCAGGAGUCCCUGAUCAGAAAUGACAUUCCGCCAGGGUCUACGUCGGAGUAUCUACUGCCUGCACCUACAUCUUUUCCCCUGCCCCAAACUGAGUUCCUGAACUUUAGGAAACCGGGGAAGGCAGUGGAUGCUUUGUGAGCUCUUUAAAAUCUUUGUGACUUGGUUGUUUAGAAUUUUCAGAAAGGCCCAACCCCUUUGUGAGCACACAGUUGGGUACUUCUACAACACUGGAACUUUGGUAUCAUGUAUUGAUAUGUCCUUGUGUAUUUUUUUGAAAAUGGUACUUACUCCCAAGUAAAUGCAUAUAGGAUUGCAGUCUUGGUGUCCAUAUGUGCAAAGUUAGAAUACUCAGAAGCAGAUUACCUGGUAGCAAUGACCAUACUACAGUGUGCUUUAUGAACAUGGCAAAGGAGGAUGACUGCAGGUUUUGUUGUUCAUUUGCAAGGGAAUGCUUGUUGACAAAACACUUACUGGGUCCACAAACAGUAGAAAUGCUGUGUCCACAAACAGUCAGUAGAAUAACUGAAGGCGAUUUACUUGUUAUCAUGUGAUUUAGCAAUGGAUACCAGUUAUUUCAAUAUCUUGGUGUAGCUGAUAAUAUGGCUAUGUAUACAAAAAGAGAGGUGCAAGAACUUAAGCCUGCCAGGAAGUGAUGUCUUCUGCCAUGAAAGCCCUGACCCUUAAUUCUCAAUUUUGUGGAGGACUGGCUAUGGCUACGGAGUGGUGAGGAAAAGUCACUCUGCCUUUGUUUUGAGGUGCUGUCCUUUAUUAGUAAGCAGAGGGUUGAACACCUGCUGUGCAAUGCAAUCUUACACAUGUCUAUUCAGAAGUUGCACAGACUUCAAUGCCACUUACUUCCAUGUAAGGGUGUGCAGGUUUAGCUAUCUUUUCUGAUGUUGGCUCUUGGGCAGUGAUGAGAAACAAGCUUUAACCUUUGUAGCCCUGCAAAAAGGGAAGGGGGAGGGAACCAGUUCUUUCCAGUCUUGCAAAUCUGAAAAGUAUUGGAUCAUGGAGCCUAAACUGCAUAAUAAGAGAGUUGUGUUCUGCAGAAUGGGCAAUGUCCCAGCUGCUAGAGGUGUACACCAGCCACAAAAUCUGACUUGUUAUUUGUACCUUGGGGAAGCAGCCCAAUCUAUUUUGCAGCUGCUUUGUGUAUUUCUAUUUCGACUAGUUACUCAGGACCAAAUUAGACAUGUGAAAAAUGAAGCUGUGCUCUUCCUACCCCUCCACCCCACUCUGGCUGUCCAAUGUACUAUAAUGGGGAAUCUAAACAUGACUAACUUAUUUCCUCUCGCCAGAAAUGGAUAGAAUUUUCAGGCAUAGGAGCCCCUCCAGAGUGGAUUGAGCCUGUCAAAUAGUAGCUUUUGUGCAGAGCACCAAGGUUUGUUUGUUUUUGUUCUUUUAAAAGAAAAUUAGCUUAUGCCAGAAUUGGAUGCAAUUUACAGACACGAUUGCCCAUUCUGAGGGAGAGAAAGCUUGCUAAAUUUCAGAAUGAUUGCUACAGUGGCUCUGCAAAUAACAAACUCACUGUUUUGUGGUGGGUAAAUUCAUGGGGAAAAGAAGACCUGGGUAGGUGAAAGAACGUGUUAUCUCAAAGGUCAUUGGUGAAAGGUGUCAUUAUACUGCACACACAAGGAUACAGCCUCUUCUUAGGUACUACUGACAGCAGAACUGGAUGCUGACCGUUGGUCAAAACUUUUCUUGAUACAUCAUAUGUAUUUCUAGCCAAAAUAAGUUUAAAAGCCAGCAACAGCCUAAAUGACAAAGGGACUGCUCUGUACCUGAGUGAAGAUGGUGGGGUAUUGUUUUGACCCUCUAGUCUAGGUUUUCUAACCACAGUGAAUUAGUUUUCCAAGGCACUCCAAUCACAUUGAUUUAGGAGAUGGAUGCUAAAGUAACUACUAAUAAUUGUGUUUGCUGUUCUCAUGGAUCUCAUGCCUUCCCCUAUGUCAGUCAAUAGAGAAAGAGAUUGACAGAGAAAGUGGGAAAGAGAGAGAAAUUUCAUAGAGAAUGAGCAAUGUUCUAACACCACUACUGACUUUUUUAAAAAUGCAUUAUUGGUUUGUAACAAGAAUGUGACUUUCAGCUUUGUAUGUUAUAUUUCAUACUGUAUUUCUGAUUGCAAACCCUUAAAUAUUCACAGAUCUGUGUGGUCGCAUAACUUUAGUUUACCAAAGAUUUUCCUUCCCAGCUAUUUUAUAUAAUGCUCAGUUGACUUGUUCCUGGUGUUAAUCCAUUUCGUUAACUAUUACCUAACAUUGGAUUGGUAAAAAUACAGCCCAUGUAGUUAAGCAGUAUACUGUAGUGAACUUUACCUUGGAAAUCGUCUAUAAGCAAAUCCAGAACAGAAUGCAGAUCAGGUCAUUCUAGGAAAAGUCUUAUGGGAUGACUCAUGGAGGAAAUAAAAUUAAGAAAGCAAUAUUAAAUAUUGAAAAAGUAGUGAGAUACUGGAAGCGAAGAAAUCUACAGGUGAGCUGAGGGUGUAUAGCUGCUGUUGAUGUUUAGCAUCAGUCACUAGAUAGUUUCAGGCAUUUCAUCUUAAAACCAAAAUGGAGUAUUUGCAACCUUAGUCCUUUUUUUUUAAUGAAACAAAAUAAGAAUGUAAAGAAAAGGCUGUCUAUUAAUUUAAAACUUGGGUAAUUUUUAGUAUUGCAUUUUGUUUGCUGUCUGUGGGCUGUGUUGCAUGCGGGUGGAAGAAUGAACUUGGAGAACUUACUUGGGCAAGGUCAUGUUCUGCAAUAGCAAAGGGACAGCAGAUACAGCCAAGUGUAGUCUGUCCAGAAUUAUUUAUUUACUGAUGACACAGGCAUUCAACAAGCAGUGUGGAAUAACAUAUUUUCCUAUUAAUACAUGUGCUCUGUUUAGACCAGGAUUUGAAUAUUGGGAGCAUCUUCCUUGCCUGCCCAUCCUCCUCCUUCACUUCCUAGUUUGUAGUAACCAUAGGGUUUUGUGUGUGUGUGUGUGUGAUGCCUGAAUUGGUUACCACUAGGCAUAGUUUAGCUUCAAGUCCACUUCAAACCAUGACUCCGACUCCAGUUAAGAGCCAUGUUAUGGCUAGUUUGCCAGAUAGGCCCGGAGAUAAUUUCAGUAUGUAAGGAGGGGGCAGCUUGGUACAUGUGACAUCUGAAUGUGGCUAGAGUACUGGGAAAAUGUUAACAUCUCUAUGGAAAAUUGAUCAGUCUUUAGGAAAGACAUUGAGAUCCCAAACAACCAUUAAGAAUGCAUAAUUAUUAAGGUUUCUAAAAAGAGAAUGGAAAGGUUCAGCCAGGAAAAGAAGUCAGUUGCUGAUUGCCCGUGAGCUUUCAUACAGUAUUUGUGCUGUGAAGGGCAGUUAUUUGUGUGAAGGGCAAUUCUUUAUAGUGUUUGCUUUUCUGCCCCAAGAAAUUCUAAAGGACAUUGAAAAUUCCCACUCCUAUUUUUUAUUCUGUACAUCAGGGUUCAUCUUUAUCAAGUUGCAUUGGUGAUCUGGCUUGUUUAUCUUGCUUUGAUGCGUUUUUUUCAAAAUUGGGACCAACAGAUACUGAUGAAAGUAAGCAACGUUGAAUAAAAUGGUGUGGUACUGCCUCAGCUUCACACCUCCCCUCCCCCUUUUGUUAGCAGUAAAUUUUAUUUUGUCAGUACCACCCUAUAAAAUAUGUUAAUUUUUUUCUUCUUUAGAUCUUGUUCCUGUUUGUUCUAAGGUUUUUCCCCAUACAUCUUUUACCAGAUGUUUAGAGAGUGAUCAGUGCUAUUAACAUGCUACUGUAAUAGGCAAGGAAAUAACACUGAUUUCAUUUAUUAUGUUUAUGUGCUUGUCCUUUUGAAGUGUAGUUAUACUGUAUUUUUAAAUAUCUACAAGGACUUCUGAUUUUACUAACUGAUUUGAAAGAAAACAUUGCAUUUAAAGGGACAGCUUAAACAAAUUUCUAAAACAGGCCUUAUAGCACAGUCUCUUGAACUUUACUUUCACAAUAAGCUAUAGAAGCUUUGUUCCUUUCUAACAAGGCGCAGCUCCCACUUAUCUGUUGGGAGCAGGAAUAGUCCACACAAAGGUUACACUUAAACAGCGUAAUGUUAUUUCUUUUAGUAUUGUGUGGUGACACUUCAAAUACUAUUAAACUAAAAAUAAUACAGAUCUUGGGCUUCUAACUGGAAUAAAAACAUUUUAUUUGUACACUUCUUUAUCACUUUCUGUGACGGCAAAGCAAUAUUUGUUGUUUGCCAAGAAUUAGAAGAUACCAACUAUAAAAUAAAGUGCUGGCUAUAGAGCAUCCUGUUUACUUUGCUUUUUUGACUUUAAGACAUCUAAGAAAGAGAGGAAAUGAGCUAUUUGUUUUAUGCUCAGUUGCUUAAUGUUCUGUCUUAAGAGAUUUUAUAUUUGGAUUGUAGGAAAGUCUUAAUUAUAUAUAUUUAAUGAGAAAACUAUUCUACUAGCAACAAAUAAAAAUAAUAUGCAGGUGUACAUAAGGAAGCUUCUUACUAUAUGUCUUGAAAAGUGCUUUGUCUAUCUUUCUGGCCUCUAUGGGUUUGGAGACAUCUCAAGUUAUCAUCGUAACAAUCCAUUAAUCCAGGGGUUCACAGUGGGUAGCUGGCAACACCUUACCUGCUUAUUUGCUGAUGACAUUGCCAUCAUCAAGACCCAAAAGCUGCUCUUCCAGAGAUUCUUGGUGGAAAGAUGGAUGAGCAAUUACAAGAAGAGCAAAGUCCUCUGCAUCCAGUCAACAUUUCAGAGACUCAUGACGUAUCUUCCAGCUCAUCAGCUGUUGAAGAAGCAGAGAAAACACUGGGAAUUCAGGAUAGUCUACAGAUUGCAGACACUGGAGGUGAAAAAAUCCCUUUGAGCAUAGAAAAUAAACAAUUGACACUGGAUCCCAGUUCAACAGCUCUUGAUGCAAGUGGAAAUGGGGAUGUUGUUGAUGCACAGCUUACACCAGACCAUAAUGGAGAUGGAGGUGGAGAUUGUUGUGCUAAGCCAUUCAGAAUGCAGACAAAAGAGGACUGUUUACCUAUGGGAGACUGUAAAGGACAGGUUUCUAAAACUGAUGACACAGAUCGAUCCCUGGUACACCUAUUGCAUGAUGAUAUGAAAGAGCCUCAUGGGGUCUGCUCAGAAAGCCCUUAUGACACAGAUUGUACUAAGAACCUUAUCUCAACUAUUCAGAAUGCUUCUUCUCAGGAAGCUUUGUUGGAAGAAAUAGAGUCUGAACUACUAUCGACGGAUUUGCUGAAAGACCAUAAACUUCCAAAUGGGGUGUGCAAGAGUGAUGCUACGUUGGCUGUACUUGAAAAAUGCAUGCAAGAUAAAUAUCUGCAGCAAGAGCACACAAUAAGGAAAUUGAUUAAAGAAAACAAAAAGCACCAGGAACUAAUUUUGGGCAUUUGUUCAGAAAAGGACAACUUAAAAGACAAAUUGAAGAAAAGAACAGAAACUGAAAAACAGCACCUUGGCAUUAUUAAACAGUUAGAGGCCAGAAUAGAGGAUCUCCAAAAAGAAGUCAAAGCUGCUAAAGAUAAACUGCUAUCCCAAGACGCUGCUGCGAAAAAUGCCAUACAACAACUGCACAAAGAGAUGGCUUUUCGUACAGAUCAGGCAAACAAGAAAUGUGAAGAAGCCCGCCAAGAAAAAGAAUCCAUGGUAAUGAAAUACGUUAGAGGAGAGAAGGAGUCCCUAGACCUACGAAAGGAAAAAGAAAUACUUGAAAGAAAAUUGAGAGAUGCAAAUAAAGAAAUUGAAAAGCAAACUAACAAAAUAAAGCAGCUUUCCCAGGAGAAAGGACGUUUGCACCAGCUCUUUGAAACCAAGGAAGCUGAAGCCACCAGAAUGUCAAGAGAAAUAGAGAAAUUAAAAGAAGAAAUGAACUCUCAUGUGAUCAAAGUAAAAUGGGCCCAAAACAAAUUGAAGGCUGAAAUAGAUUUACACAAGGACACCAAAGAUCGGCUUAAAGAGGCAACAGCAAAAGUCACUCAAGCAAAAGAGGAAGCUGAGCAAAUACGAAAGAACUGCCAAGAAAUCAUAAAAACAUAUCAAGAGUCCGAAGAAAUUAAAUCAAAUGAGUUGGAUGUAAAACUCCGACUUACAAAGGGAGAGCUGGAAAAACACUUGCAAGAGAAGUCUAACCAUCUAGAGGUACAUCAUGCCAAAAUAAAAGAACUUGAAGAUGUGAAGCGAACUUUUAAAGAGGGUAUGGAUGAGCUACGAACUCUAAGGACAAAGGUCAAGUGUCUAGAGGAUGAACGAUUGAGAACAGAAGAUGAAUUAUCAAAAUACAGAGAAAUUAUUAAUCGCCAGAAGGCUGAAAUUCAGAAUCUGCUGGAUAAAGUGAAAACCAUUGAUCAGCUCCAGGAGCACCACCAGAGAGAUGAACAAGAGAUUAACUCCUUGAAGGAAGAAGUGGGCAGUCUCAACUCUCUGCUUACUGACUUCCAGAAGGACAUUGAUGGCAGCCGGAAAAGAGAAUCAGAGCUAUUGGUCUUCACUGAAAAGCUGAGUACCAAGAACGCCCAACUGCAGUCAGAAACCAACUCCCUACAAAUGCAAGUAGAUAAGAUCACCUACAGCGAGAGAGAGUCUCAGAAUCAGCUGGAACUAGUGAAGCAAGCAAGAGAUGAACUGGCAAGUAAAUUGCAGAAAGAAGAGGAACUUCACAGAAACAAUGUUCAAGCGCUGCAGGCUGAAUUAGCAUCUCAGCAGAAAGCAUUAGCAGACCUCAACACUAAAGCAGAUGAAUUAAAAGAUGAGUUGGUUACUCAGAAGCGAAAGCAUGCUGCAAAUCUUAAAGACCUCACCAAGCAACUUCAGCAAGCACGAAGAAAAUUAGAUCAGCUUGAAAACGGCAACUAUGAUAAAGAUGUCAGCAGUAUGGGGAGUCGUUCUAGCUCGUCGGGAUCGCUUAAUGCUCGAAGCAGUAAUGAAGAUCGCUCGCCAGAAAACAGUGGCUCUUCAGUAGCUGUGGAUCAUUUCCCUGAAGUGGACAAGACCAUCUUGAUUGAGAGAAUAGUAAGGUUACAGAAAGCCCAUGCUCGGAAGAAUGAGAAGAUGGAGUUCAUGGAGGAUCAUAUCAAACAGCUGGUUGAAGAAAUCAGGAAAAAAACCAAAAUAAUCCAGAGCUACAUUUUGAGGGAAGAAGCUGGCACAUUGUCAUCUGAGGCCUCUGAUUUCAAUAAAGUGCAUUUAAGUAGGCGUGGUGGGAUUAUGGCCUCUCUCUACACAUCUCACCCAGCAGACAGCGGGCUCACUUUGGAACUCUCUCUGGAGAUAAACAGGAAGCUCCAAGCAGUCCUGGAGGACACUUUAUUGAAGAAUAUUACCCUGAAGGAAAAUCUGCAAACACUAGGAACAGAAAUAGAACGGCUAAUUAAGCAGCAGCAUGAACUGGAACAGAGACUGAAGCAAACAUAGCUGAGAGCAAGACCAAGGAGGCAGAAAAGACAGGUGCCCCGUACCCUGUUGGUAUAUAGCCUGGAUAUCCGCCAGUGUCUUCUGCCAAUCCCAUGAAGCUUUAAUAAAGUGAACUGGAGUAUGUUUAUGAGCGAUGUUUACAAGGCCUAAGUCCCAGCGCUUGCUUUGCCUGAAGUGAAGGAAAACGCUUGGUGAACUUUUCUGAACACUAUUUGCAUCCAUAUUGCUUUUCACUGAAACAAGCUAUCAACAUGCACCAUUUUAUGCACUUAUAUUUAGAGAGGGUGCAAAAAAAAACUGUGCAACUACAGUACCCUGUUAAUGAAGCUUAGUGGGAGGAAAGACUCUUGGGUUUUGCAGUUCUUGGGGGUGGGUAGUGAUGGGGAGGGUUGUCCAUUGGACAUAUUAAACUUAUUGCCCUCUAGAGGAUAUAUGUUUGGAGAAAACCAAACUCACACACAUGCACUUCCUCUCUUGGAUUUAUUUAAAUUGGUUGGUUUUAUUUAUAACAUGCAUUGGAAAAGACUUUCAUAGUAGACUGUUCUCUGAGGACAUGGUACUGCAUAUUUUAUCAAUUGGAGAAGAGAGAAUUUUAUUUAAAUCCCUGCUGACUUUUUGGAUAUGAAUUGGAUUUUUUUUUAAUUAAAGAGAAUAAUUGAAAGAGAAACUUCUGCAGCUAAUUGAUGUGAGCUGUUGAGACCAGGGUUGCACCUACAGAGAUUGCUAAUAAAAUACAGAGCUAUUUAUUAUUUGAAUCCUUAGAAGGCUUUGUAAUUUAAAUGGAAAUAGCAGUUGCAUGUGUGCGCUGUGGCAAAAACAUAUACUCUUGCUACUUUAUUGCCUGUCUCAUACCUUCCCAUGUACUGGCACGGCCAUACUUUUACGUGGGUGAAGAAGGAAAAGAGGUAUUUACUAGGGAACUUAAGUUGUCUAUACGAGGCAUCCCCAAACUGCCACCCUCCAGAUGUUUUGGCCUACAACUCCCAUGAUCCCUAGCUAACAGGACUUGUGGUUGGGGAAGAUGGGAAUUGUAGUCCAAAACAUCUGGAGGGCCGAAAUUUGGGGGUGCCUGGUCUAGAAAUGACUACAUACAAGCUUUCUUAAGAAUGGCGAGUGACAGCUUGCAGCCCUCCAUGUCUUUUUGGACGCUUAACUUCCAUCAGCCCUAGCCAGCGUGGUCAGCGGCAAUGGGAUCUGCCCUGCAAUCUGGAGGGUCACAAGCCCAGGGCCGUCUUAAGCACCUUUGGCGCCUUGGCGCCGUGAUGCGACGGAUCCCCCCGCCGCCCCGUUUUCCAGCGCAGCGGGCGGGCUCAGUGCGCAGCGCGGUCGCCUGGCCGUAGAGCCAGCCCUGCACAAGCCUGGCACAUAAUGAACAGAAAAAGCUACCUACUACUGGUUGCUGAAAUGAUAGGCAGCACCAGGAGACAAUAAUGAACAGCUGCAUCUCUGCCAAAAAUAUGUAUGUGAGCUAUGCGAUUCCUAAAAUACAAAUUGCAAAGCAUUGGAAAUAACUGGGCAUUUCAGUAAUUUUGCUGGUGGAUAGCAUGUACUUAGUAAAAACUUAAGAUCGACAAGUAAAAUUAAGAUAUCGAGGCUGCUUUGGGAAGAGAAGAAGCUGGUGGGAACUUGAGGCUCUUCUCUUUCUGUUGCUUUGACGAGCGCUAGCAUGCAUUUCCAAGGAACAGAGCAAUAAAAGGGAGGCUCUGGUUUCUUAUGCUUUAAACCUUGAAGUGAUAUGUGGUUUUUCAUGUUCCUUUUUGAGAAGAGGGCAGUGCAUGUUCAGGCUUGAGCUUGUCCUGAUAGGAGGAGGAGGAUGAAGCAGAUGCUUGCCUUCCCCUUUCAGGAAGUCAUUGGUGUACGGUAAAUGCAUUAUGCCAACUAGAUCAUUGCUUUGUUUUGCCUUAUUAGAAUAUAGCAGCUUUCCAAAGCUACACUGCAUCAAAAAUCUUGACGCCCACGUGACUAAGGGUAAUGAAAAGAAAUUGACAUAUGCCAUUCAAAUUUAAUUAACUUUCUUCCUUUAAUCCCCCCUUCCCCACCCCAAGGAUGGAGCCUUGAGAGGAAGGCAGCCUCUAUUUCAAGUUGCAAUGUUUCUUUUCAUUUGUUUGUUUAAAAUACAAAACUCAACUUGAACUUCUUACAUAGUUGCAUGUGAAGGUUCCAUUGGCUCUUCUCACGUGUGUGGAUUGAGCCUCACUUUGAGAGAACUGCUCUUUAAAAACAAAAAGGAACCCUAAACAAAUAUAUUUGUACAAAUAUGUAUAUACUGCUAGAGUUUGUAUUUUUAAAAAAUCCAUGCAUUUCAUACUUGUGUACAGUAGCAACAUCACAUUAGCAAAACACGUUUGCCUUCCAAAUGGAACCUUUAUGGUGUUGGGGACAAAGAACUGUCCUCAGUCUUGAACAUACAAAAUUAGACAUUUUCCCCUGUUUAGUGUUACUUCAUUGUGUAUAAAUUAGGACUGGAAUAACUGAAAUUGUACAAGUCUGCAUUUUUUCCUUCAAGGGGGUCAUUGUUAGUCACCAAUUACUUGUUUUUAAGGAUCAGAAAUUAAAGUGUGUGUGCACCCAAAACCAACCAACCAACCCAGAAUUUCUUGAUUCUUUUAAUGGCAGAAGUGUAUUUAUUUUCAGAAUAGUGCAUCACUGAGCAUCACAAAUUUAGCCUAUCUACUAUGUAUGCUUGAAAAGUUGUAUAUUUGCAAUUGCACUGAGUCUUGUUUAAAAUACUUCCAGCCCGGGGUGAACAACCUUUUCACCUGUGUGAAUUGGUCCAGGACAGAGUUUGCAUUUCUGACUUAGACUAUUAAGAUGAAAAAAGAGCUCAGAGAAGGGUGAUGUGGCGGAAGCCAUUAUUUUGAUAAGCCUUUUAAUAGGCCUGAUUGCUUAUUCUUUUCUGAAUGGAGGAUAUCAAUAAACUCUUGAGUGUGUGUUAUAUGCCUGGACUGCAACUCCGAGCUUGUGGUAAACCAAUUGUGUGAUGGUAGACGGCACAUGCAGAACUGGAUUUUUGGUGCUGUAUCUAGUGUGAGCUAUAUUCAGAGUAGACCCAUUGAAAUUAAUGGAUGACUUAGCACCAUUAAUUGCAGCGGGACUACACUGAGUAAAACAUAGAUGGCUAUAACACUGAAGAGGUUUGCCACAAAGCCAUCUGUUUCCAUUGGCAUGCAAAAUGAAAAACAGCAUAUUCUGCACAGAGCACUUGCUCAAUACAAAAAACCAACAAACAGGAUAGUAGUAACUGCUGCAUAAACAACUUCUGUACUUUGUACAACCGGGAGACUGCACAUCCCAAAUUGUUAGAGUAUGUCUAGGUAUUUCCUGAAGGAAGUGAUCAGACAAUCAUUUUGAAUCAGCCCUUUGCAUUUUAAGAUCACUUUGAAGGUGGAAUUAUUGGAGAGCAAUUGUAUCUUUGCCAUUCUUUCAUAGAUGCAAUUUGCAAAUGCUGUGAGGGCAACUGGACAAGAUGAGGGGAGAUCUGUAAUUGACAUAGUAGCCAGGGAAGAUUCAGAUGAGAAAUAGCAGUGCUGUGGGAGCAAAGGGUUAGCAUGGGAAGGAAAUGUUAAUAAUAAUAAUAAUAAUAUAAUAAUAAUAAAUUUUAUACUGCUCUUCCUUCAAAUAUCUCAGGGCAUAGUUUUCUGCCUCCCUACUUUUCUGUGCAGUAGAAGUAGCAAAUGUGUGUGCUUAGACCACCCAGAGGAAGCAGGCAUGCUUAAUGCUAUUCUUUUACCGUCAGAGGUAUUUAGGUCAGCAUAUUAGGCCACCUUCUUUUUUAAUAUUCAGAAUGCUUAAUUAGAGACCUCUUCAGGGCUACCUGCAGCAAACCGUCUAAAUGAUAAAAAUGGUGAUUCAGCCAUUUACAGAAGGGGUUAGUAAUAAUAAUAAAAAACCAGAGUUUUGUAGCACCUUAAAGGCUAACAAAUUCGUUAUGGCAUACAAGCUUUCAUGGACCUGAGUCUACGUCAUAUGCAUGGAAUAUUAUCAAGCAGUAUCUGGAGAAAACUUGCUCUAGGAAUGGCAUAUGUUUUGCAGCAUUGUAUGUCCCCAGUAAGCAACAUGACAUCUUAAUUGAUCUUUAAUUCCUGAUAAUUUAAACUAAUUAAAUAAAUAAGGGAGUUUUCAUCAGACAAUGGUAAUACAAGGAUUAGUGCAUGCUAUGAACAGGGGAAAUAUAUAUAUAUAGGAAUAUAUAGGAAACUGCUUCAAUAUGAAAAUAAAGAAAUUAUAAAAAAUGAAGUGAUGUUACCACUAUCUAAUGCAUUUCUGAUGUUCCAAAUAAACUGCACAUUCCUUUUCAAAGCCCGUUCAAGAAAGUAUAUUUAAGAGUAGCCUGGUCCUUCGGCUGCAAACCUUUGCACUUUUCUGGUAUUAACCUCCCCUUGAACCCCAUGGAGCUUUAUAGACAGAGCCCCCUUCUGCACCAUACCUUUAAAGCAUCUUCAUCACUAACCAUCAUGGUUUACCCCCUUAAGACUCAUGGAAACACUAGUUUUUUUAAGGGUGCUCAAAAGAAAUCCCUGUUCUCACAGAGCUCAUUCCCAGAGUAGUUUAACAAUCAGUCCCUCUUCCAGGGAGCUCAGGCAGUUGUAACCGUGGGAGAAAAAUAGGAGUCUCAUAACCCUCAGCACCCUUAACAAACUGCAGGUCACAGAAUUAUUUGGGGGAAACCAUGACUGUUAAGUGGCAUGAUACAUUGGGAGUGUAGAUGGGCCAUAACCAGGACUGAGCUGCUAAGUCGUUUGUACAAUCUUUCUAGCCUCUUAAAAAGCAAGAGUCUGAAAUGACCAUGGCACAAUUCACAGAAAGUGUUACGAGAUAAAGAACGAGCUCUCUUCAUUUGGAGACCAAGAUAUCAGCAGCAUUCUUGAAAGGACAAAGCUGUU
Molecule: messenger RNA, 14483 nt
Organism: Zootoca vivipara (common lizard)
Lineage: Eukaryota; Metazoa; Chordata; Lepidosauria; Squamata; Lacertidae
Gene: CCDC186
Product: coiled-coil domain containing 186
Biological process (GO): vesicle cytoskeletal trafficking
Cellular component (GO): trans-Golgi network
Molecular function (GO): small GTPase binding
Source: RefSeq, a predicted model, not a curated record